GAAUCAGUCUUCUUGGAAGCAUUUCAGUAGCGAACCUUCUCUGGAUCUGGUGGCAGAUUUUUCUUUCGAUAGGAGAGGCAGGAAACUAUCCUAUGAUCUACCCUCCCUUCAUGUCUUUUAAAAUAUGGGUCAGUUGUUGGCGAAAUUCAAGAUUUGGCGUGAAAAAAAUCAGUCGUGGCACGAGACGACAGUACAAGGUAUAUAUUUAGUUUUAUCGAUCCGUUUACUGUGCGAACCAGAACAAUUCUUUCAAAUAUGUUUAUUCCCCUGGCAAGUUGUAAUCUUAAGCGAUACUUAUGUGUGGCGAAAAUUCAAUUUUACAACAUAAAUUGCCGAGUGGGGACUUUACGUGGAAAGAGGUGUUUCAGUACUUUUAUUAUUAGUUCAUCGUCUUUUCGAGUAUUCUCUCCGUGCUUGAAUUUUGAUAUUGCACUAGAAAAAACAUAGCACGUAUCCUAUUCUGUAUUUAUAAAUUAAGAACUAACGAGCCUAACUGAUGAUCCAUGAUGCGAAUUUUUACUUACAGCUUCACCAAAAUGCACAACACAUUUAGAGCAAAGGUUCAGUGAUGUGCAAACAGAGAGGCUUGAAGCCGGGCAACAGUCUAUGGACGAAUUAUUCAAGAAAUUGGAGCUAUUUGAGGUUGCCUUAGAAAAACAACAAAAAAUGCUUCAGGAGCACAAUAUCAAGAUCAAAGAGAUGAAAGAUGCGGUUGCCAAAGUAGACAGAGGCAUUCAAGUAGAUAUAGGUAAAAACCACUGAGCGUCUUUUUAUAGUGAAAUAACUCGGCGUUUUACCUAUUCUUCUCUGUGUCGAGAGGCUUAUACGUCUUCAAAUAUACAGUAAUUGUAAAAGUGAGCAGAAUUUUAAGGGACCUUUAACCUUACGUGGUGCCCUAGGAGGAACUACCCGCGUUUGUUGUGCUGCUGCACGUAGCCGCACGUGAUGCGUUGCACGUGUUGUUUACUUGUAUUGUAACAAUUUUACGCCAAAUUUGAGCCUUCGGCAGCUGCUUCGGUAUAUCGCCAGGAGCCCAUGGGCUGCUGAUGUCGCUUAUUAUUUAUACGAGUUUAAGUAACUUCUCUUAGGCGUCUACAAUUUGAAGGUAAAAUCCUUCGGAUUGCAAUCUUUUUUCCGUUGUAGGGGAUCUGUUAAGGGACCUGCACCUCUUUCUUUAGGGACAGAUUUCCUAGUCCCAAAGAUACCUGUGUAAACUUCAUAUUAUCCCUACCUCCCAAAUAAGGACAACUCUUUAUUGCGAACACUUGGUUUCUUCCUUGUGCAUCUGUAAGAUGUAAUAUAAAGAGACACAACGAGACUGCGUGACCGAAGGGAGCGCGAGGAAUGAUGGGAAGGAAGAAAACGAAAGAGUCUUUCCUCUUUCCUUUUUUCCAUCGUUCUUCGCUCUCUUGACCGCGCAUCUCUCGUUUAGACUGAGAAAUGACUGGCGACGAGUCAGACGUCACAGUGUCAGUUUCGUCGAGCAGCUUGGCUGAGUCCCAAGAGAGGGUACACUGAGGGUAGUCUCCUUUGCAGUCGUUAUAGGGGUCGUCACGCAACUCUCCGUGGGGACGAGCGUUGCGUGACGACCCUAAUAACGGCUGCGAAGGAGACUACAGAGAAAGGCACUCCCUUAUUUUAACCGAUACAGUUAAAUAGGAUGACAUGUAAAACAGGGCGUCUUUUUAGGCGGGAAGCUUUUUCACGAAAGUUGCCGUCAAGGGUAGUUAGUUGUGGUACCAAAGUUAAAUAUAAAUCGUUUACUCAGUGUUAAUUUAUUACUUUUUUAUAUUUCCAAAGGACAAUGGGUGGAGGCUUUGCAGCUAAAACUCAACGGAUGUGAAUUGCGGUUAAAUGAGCAAGGUGAAAAUCAACGAAAAAUGAAGAAAGAAAUAGAAGAGCAGGCCCAAAUCCAACAAAACUUACAUGAAAAUUUGAUGGCUGGUGUCAUUGUUAAUUUUAUGAUAAUGGUGGUGAUAUGUAUGCUGCCAAGAGCACUGCUUGCUUCUGUAUAA
Molecule: messenger RNA, 2015 nt
Organism: Porites lobata
Lineage: Eukaryota; Metazoa; Cnidaria; Anthozoa; Scleractinia; Poritidae
Source: the annotation of a GenBank genome assembly